Messenger RNA from Phytophthora sojae, 546 nucleotides. RefSeq lists its product as hypothetical. The transcript has a single exon. The annotation marks the transcript as partial. NCBI's taxonomy places the organism in Eukaryota, Oomycota, Peronosporomycetes, Peronosporales, Peronosporaceae. The record is from RefSeq and is a predicted model, not a curated record.
GCAGGCUCACUGUUUCAAGUUCGCUCAAGUACACCCGAGCUCUCACAUCAAAGGAUCCUGCUUGUAACGAUUGGUGGGACUGCAGCUCUGGUACUCCUGGCAACAAUGUGGGUGUUUCCUGUUCCAUUUACGAUACUACUCAAUAGUUUCCUGGCUUCGGCAGUGUUUGUGGUACUUUUUGUGGUAUCUGUCAAGAAAAAUGCAUCGACCAUUGAUCAAAUAGUCGAGGGCUCGCUCAAACAAAAGCUGUAUCUGAUCAUUGCCCAAGUACUGAUUGCCACGAUUUACAUCGUCUUUAGCUUGGUUUUUACCAAUUGCGCUUCUCAACAACGUUUUGAGCUCCUUCUUGCUUUACCAGUGAUAAAACUCAGUCUCAAGCACGUGGUCGUUCGGCUUGUACAAGCUAACGAGGAGUCUAUCCCCGCCGUGAUUGCUUUCACGGUGGAUGUGUUUAACGGAUUGUAUAGUUCAAUUUGUAUCCAGUCUUCUGGGUCCUGGUUGGCGUCCCUGGUGAUCAUAAUAGUGAACUUUGGCUUCACGGUGUUA